GAAUAUAUUCUUCCCACAAGGCUACAACCACCGUUCAAAAUCCUUCAUCAACCUCACCGUUAGAUGGGUUGAGAAAAGACCAAAGAGAUUUCCAUCUCUUUUUGUAUGCAAAAAUGAGCUGCUGCUGCGAUCAAAACGACGACGAGUCAGCCCUCACGACCCCUCUCUCUUCCUCCUCGAGCCCCACCGUUACCGAUUCGACCGCCACCAUCUCCCCUAUGAACUCCCAUUUCUCAGCCCUGACGUGCCGCGACACUCUCCGACUCAUCUUCGAGAAGCUCUCGCUCACCGAUUUGGCACGUGCCAGCUGCGUUUGCAAGGCCUGGAAUGCCGUCGCUUCCGAUGACGAGAUGGUCGUGGAGGCAUUCAAGGCUCCUUGGAAGCUUCUGGAAGUGGUGGGGAAGCCGAGUUCUGGAAGUUUCUGGAGGGAUAAUGGGAUUGGGAAGUUCGCUAUCUGGCACCGGAUUUUGAGAGGGGAGAGUGUUGCCAGCCUUGCUGUUAAGUACUCUGUUCAGGUUAUGGACAUAAAGCGCCUGAAUAACAUGAUGAGUGACCAUGGUAUUUACUCACGAGAGAGGUUAUUGAUCCCUAUAAGCAAUCCCGACCUUCUUAUAAAUGGGACUUGCUACAUAGAGUUGGAUACCUACGCAAAGAGAGAAGUGGCAGUGCUGUAUCUCGAUGGCAAGCCUGACAGAAAGCCUGGAACAUUGUUGAAUAGGGUGACCUCUGAUCGGGGCAAGAGAAGGGUAAUUGACUCCUUAAAGAGAAGCAUGCAAGUUGAUGAUGGAACUGCUCAAUACUAUCUGUCUAUUUCAAAUGGUGAUCCCCGAGCUGCACUCUCUCAAUUCUCUUCAGACCUCAGUUGGGAGAGGCAGAUAGGCUUGGCCUAGUUGGAAAUGUAUUUCAAAUUGAUGGAUGGUAAGGCAUCAAGAAUCCACCAAAUUCCUUUUAUAUAGCAUAUGUUGUUCUGUUCACGGUUUUUCCAUGUAAAGUUGUUACAAUGAAGCAUAAUGUCAAGUGUUAAUAUCAUCCAACUUCUCAGUCUUCAAUUGUGUUGGGAACUAUGUUCUAAGGGAGUGUGUGUUUGAUAAGGAAUGUUCUUGGCUGUUGUAAUUCAUUUGAUACUAAAUGUAUUCAAGUGAAUGUAUACUUACAUAAUUCAAAGUGACGUAUGUCUACUUACAUAAUUCGAAUUCA
Messenger RNA from Theobroma cacao (cacao), 1197 nucleotides. Its product is annotated as peptidoglycan-binding LysM domain-containing protein. Lineage: Eukaryota; Viridiplantae; Streptophyta; Magnoliopsida; Malvales; Malvaceae. The record is from RefSeq and is a predicted model, not a curated record. Gene Ontology annotation, molecular function: protein binding.